Messenger RNA from Phragmites australis (common reed), 1750 nucleotides. Its product is annotated as myb-related protein 1-like. The transcript is spliced from 6 exons. The coding region runs from base 341 to 1522 and encodes 393 amino acids. Lineage: Eukaryota; Viridiplantae; Streptophyta; Magnoliopsida; Poales; Poaceae. The record is from RefSeq and is a predicted model, not a curated record. Gene Ontology annotation, molecular function: DNA binding; DNA-binding transcription factor activity.
AGUAUAGGGUCCACGGGUACCCCAAGAGAAUAAGGAUAAUAUCUCUUUUCAGUUGCUGCAAGAUUGGGUAGUCAGGUUUGAGUGCUAGUUCAGAUGAUUCGACAUUCUCCCUCUGCCGUAUAAGACGAGACUCUGCGUAAGACCUCGACAAGAGGAGAGGACAAGAGGUAGAUAGUUUUGUUUGAGAAGCCAAAGGUUGUCUCACUACCGGAAGACCACAGCCCAACUCGGGUUACCAGAAAUAGAGGCACUGAACACUGAUAAAGCUGCAAAGGAUCCCAGCAGUCAGGAAUGUGCAGCCUGCAAGCAGACAUUUCAGUACAUAACAGGAACUGAACAGAUGUAUCAUCGGCAACAGCAGCAACAACUCCACAUCCAUAACCAACACCUGUCUUCAAGACCUAGCUUACCUCCUGAGAAGCAGUUUCUCCUGCAAGGAGGUGGAGAUUCAGGGCUCCUCCUCUCCACUGACGCUAAACCUCGGUUGAAAUGGACACCCGAGCUGCAUGACCGUUUUGUGGAGGCAGUAAAUCAGCUCGGAGGGCCUGACAGUGAGUAUAUGAUCCAAAAAAUAUAUCUGUCUGUCUUACAUAGCAGAAACACGAUGAUGGUAGGUUACCUUCUAAAGGCAACAUGCGAAAAUCUUGCAGAAGCUACGCCGAAAACAAUCAUGAUGCGCAUGGGGAUCCCUGGACUAACCCUGUACCAUCUUAAGAGUCAUCUUCAGAAAUACAGACUUAGCAAGAAUCCCCAAGCACAAGCUAAUGCUGUCAAUGCAAAGAAUGUACAAGGCUGCAGGACAGCAACAGAUAAACCAUGCGAAGGAAAUGGAUCACUGGCUAGUCACUUAAACCUAGAGCCCCAGAUAAACAGGUCAAUGCACAAAAGCGAAGUCUUCCAAAUGCAAAUCGAAGUUCAGAGACGGCUGCAUGAGCAACUAGAGGUGCAGAGACAUCUGCAGCUUCGGAUCGAGGCGCAGGGUAGGUACCUGCAGUCGGUGCUGGAGAAGGCGCAGGAGGCGCUCGCCAAGCAGAGCGUUGAAGUUGACGGCGACGUCCUCGGCCUAGAAGCAGAAGCUGCUGCCGAGACGCGGCAACUGUCAGAGCUGAUAUCGAAAGCCUCGGCCACGAAACGCCUUCGACACGAGCACCUCCGCCACCAGCAGCAGCUCGGCGUCGGCGACGGAUCGGUGGACAGCUGCCUGACCGUGUGCGAGGGCUACCAGAGGAACCAUGACAUGCUGUCCAUCGGCUUGUCUGCUCCGGCUCCGAGAGGCUUGCCGUUUGAAAGGACGAGGUCAGGCAACGAUAGAGGAGGAGCAAGCACGAGCUGCGAGGAGUACUUGUUUCUUCAAGAGCCGAGCAGAGGAACCUCUUCAGAUGAGCACCGCGAGAUCAUAAGGGACGGGUUUGACAGAACGGCGCUCCAGACAGCACAGCUGGACCUGAACAUCAACGACACCAACACUAGUCGGCCAGGCAACUGCGACAAGAUUGACCUCAAUGGAUCGAGCUGGAACUGAUCAUCAGUCAGGAAGGUCUUCUUCCACGUAGCAGCAAGGGCAACGGACAGUUCUUCCUACGAGUGACAAAAGCAGGAACGAUGUACUGUAAAACUGACAUGUCCACCAUUAAUUUGUAGCGAGGUGAGGUCUGGGUAGAGCUACCAUGGACCACCUGUGUUGUAGGCUAUCAUGGUACUGGUGCAGCAAAUAACAACACGGUGCUCUCUCGAUGAGGGCAUUUGAGAA